UAGGAUUGGCAAAUACCCAUGAAUAUUGGUUCUCCGACCCUCGUCACUGGUCCUACCCCAGCCUAUGUUGCGCCUUCCCCCUGGCUGCGGUGUCUGAGCUCCGGACCCUGCUCCGCCAGAGCGCCUUUAGUUCGUCCAGCUGGCGGUGCUUGGGAUCUUUAACCGAGGACAUGGACGUGCACUGAUUUCUGUUUCUUUAUCAAAAACCGCGUUUGGAAUACAUUUUACGCUCCUACUACCGCUUCUACAUGCAUUUAGUUUGCAUUGGACUAUGUUUUAUCCCCAAAAAACAAGGUUUUUCUUUCCUUUGUUUGCAUUGAGACUGUAUAGAGGGAUCAUGGGAGGCUGACUGAACUGCCCGUGUGGUAAAGCCAAUCUCAUUUAUUUAAGAAACUUUUUGGGAGACGAAAAUGUCUUCGGCCCGGGUGGAUUACAUUGCACCUUGGUGGACUUAUUGGCUGCACAAUUUCCCACACAUAAACCUGAGAUUGCAGCCAAUAGACAACAGCUUUAAGCCCGAGGACGAGAGCUACCAGCAGUCGCUGAUCUUCCUGGGCUGCGUGGCGGCGGCCGGCCUGGGCCUCAACCUGCUCUUCCUGGCCAUCUACCUGAGCUGCCUGUGCUGCGCCCGCAGGGACGACGAGGACCCCGGUGACACCAAGAAGAAGGGCUCCUGCUGCGUCACGUGGUCCGCCGUCAGCGCCGGCCUCAUCAGCUGCAUGGCGGUAGGUGUGGGUUUCUAUGGCAACAGUGAGACUAACGACGGAGUGUACCAGCUGACUUACUCCAUGUACAACGCCAACCACACCCUGGGAGGGGUCGAUAGUCUGGUGUCGACCACCAUGGGCAGCAUGCAGCGGGGGCUGCAGCAGCACCUGGCCCGGCUGGACGAGAUCUUCGCCACGCGCGGCGACUACGUUCAGACGCUGCAGUUCAUGCAGCAGAUGGCGGACAGCGUGAUCAAACAGCUGCUGGGCCUGCCAGACUGGAUGGAGGCGGAGGUGGACCUGGCCUCGGUGGCGGACAAGACCGCCGACAUAGAGUACUACAGGUGGUUGACCUACCUGCUGGUCCUGAUCCUCAACCUGGUGAUCUGUCUGCUGUCCUGUCUGGGUCUGGCCAAGCAGUCCCGCUGGCUCCUUACUACGAUGAUGGUGUGUGGCGUGCUGACCCUGAUCCUAAGCUGGGCAUCCCUCGGCGCAGAUCUGGCCACCGCUGUGGGAACCAGUGACUUCUGCGUGGCCCCUGACCGCUACCUACUGAGCCAGACCAAGGGGAUCAGUGCCGAAAUCCUGCACUAUUAUGUGUACUGCAACCAGACUCUUUCCAACCCCUUCCAGAAGUCUCUGACGGUGUUUCAGAGAUCUCUGACCACCAUGCAGAUCCAGAUCCAGGGCCUGCUGCAGUUUGCUGUUCCCCUCUUCCCCUCUGCAGAGGGCGACCUCCAGGGCAUCCAGAACCUGCUCAACUCCUCGGAGGCUAGCCUGCACCAGCUGACCGCCCUGCUGGACUGCAGGGGGCUCAACAAGGACUACCUGGAUGCGCUGGUGGGCGUGUGCUACGACGGCGUGGAGGGCCUCCUGUACCUGUCUCUCUUCUCCAUGAUGGCCGCCUGCUCCUUCUGCAUCAUGCUGUGUGCCAUUCCGCGGGCCUGGAGACAGAUCGCCGCCAGGGAGCGGGACUACGACGACAUGGACGACGAGGACCCCUUCAACCCGCGGGCCCGCCGGGCCGGCCACGCCCCCAACCCCGCCCACCCCAACAUGCACAGCUUCUGCAGCUACAGCAGCAGCAUGGGCAGCCAGAGCAGCCUGCACCCCCCCGCCCCGCCCACCGCCCUCUCCAACGCCCCUGUCGCCCCCGACUACAUGAACCAGGUAGCUCUGUUUGGGGGGAACCCGCGCUACGAGAACGUGCCUCUGAUUGGUCGAGGCUCACCGCCCCCCUCGUACUCCCCCAGCAUGAGGGCUACCUAUCUCUCCAUGACCGAGGAACAGAGUAGACACUUUGGGAAUGACUUCCGGGCAUAGACUGUGCGUCCUCCUCCUCCUCCUCCUCCUCCUGCUCCUCCUCCUCCACCACUUUCCCAGUGCCUCCUCCUGCCUGCCUGCUUCGUGCCCCCUCCCCAACACAGAGACUCCUCAGCAUGGGACCCCCCCAAAGCAGACAACGUUGUGUCCCCCUCGGGUCAAGCCGGCGACGUGAUUGGAGGAACAGCCAUCUCACGUUUUUGGAACAAAAGUUUUUUUUGACGUCCACGAAGAGCACCACUUGAACUCGACAUGAUUGUUUGCGUCGCCUGCGUUGGUCGGAUUCUUCGGACCCGCGACUCACUUCUCAGAGACCCAAACACUUUUUACCACGAGAUAAAAGCAACAGAAACGCUGAUAUGCUGGCGACUUCGCCCUUGAUUGUCGCCCAGUGGCUUGCUGCUAGGACCAACAAUAUAGGAAAGGGUGUGCGAAGAAGGUCUGGGGUGAGGUCAAAGGUCAAAGGCUGCUUACUGUUUCCACUAAAUAACCUGCAAGCUGGAAAGGGAUGGAUGACGGAUGAGGAUGAAAAGGUCUUUGACCGGAAGGGUGAUUUCUUGAAAUACUACUGAUUCUAAACGGUGUCCAUGAAAUGAGAUGGGGAUGGAGAGAGAGCGUGUUUUUUUUUGCCUAUUAUUUCUAUGAUUCCUGUUAUUAUUAAGCUGUCCUUUUGACCCAGGGCCGAUUCAGCAGUGAAAAGAUGUUUGGUUCUCUGCCAUAAAAUUUGCCAAACGAGAUUUAUUUUCAUUGUUUUCCGAAACGAAUCAUAGAGAUCCCUUUGUUAGAUUAUAUUUUAGGCGGAUUAGAUACGAAGCAAAUAUUGCAGAACGACAGAAGUGGGAGGUUUAACAGAUAAACGUGCUUGGCAGCAACAUGUGCGUAUUUCCUGUGCGUUGUGAUUGACCUGGGUUUUCUUUUGUGAAGGCACAAAAACAAACUGUAAGCAUGUUGAAGAUAUAUCCUAAGGUGUAGCUAUCCUGUCAGUUGUUAUAAAUGUAUUACAGAUGUGCACACACAUACCCCCGCCCGCACACACACACACACACACACACACACACACACACACACACACACACACACACACACACACACACACACACACACACACACACACACACACACACAAAGACAAAUGUAUUUCUUUUUGCUAUCUCACACUGUAAAUAACAUUGACAGUACAACUAUGGACUUUUGCCUUUUGUUGUAUGAACAUAAUUUUAUUUUAAUUAUCUGUGUUUGUCCCAGUGUCACUCUUAGUAAUAAUAUAGAGUUGUGUUCUAUUCUUUGGCCUAGUUUUGGUACACAUUGCAUUUUUGAGAACCCCCUGUAUGAUGUAAUAUAUGAUACAAUCUCGUACAUAAAGUACAACUAAUACUAAAUAAUGCCAAAUGUUUAACAUGACUUUAGAAGUUGUGUUAAUCAGACUAUGAUAUAGGAUGACCAAGAUUUAGAAACUUAACCCAACUAAUUGUAUUGUCCUCAGUCUCAACUAAAAAAGCAAUAUUAUCACAUUGUUUGCCUUUGUUGUUCUCAAAUUGAUCUUAAACAGCUUACAUGUGAAUUUUGUAAUUAUUUUAUUUUUUGAUACAGUUGAUUAGGUGUUAUUUUUCCCCCAUUGCAUGUUUCACUGUCGCCUACCGCCAUGGUGCCAGCAUGGUGCUUAACUUUAUGUGAGACGUCCAUACAUAUUUGUGAACUGAAUAAAAACAACUUUUUAGUA
Molecule: messenger RNA, 3750 nt
Organism: Gadus morhua (Atlantic cod)
Lineage: Eukaryota; Metazoa; Chordata; Actinopteri; Gadiformes; Gadidae
Gene: ttyh2
Product: tweety family member 2
Exons: 14
Coding region: 411-2030 (539 amino acids)
Cellular component (GO): plasma membrane
Molecular function (GO): volume-sensitive chloride channel activity; intracellularly calcium-gated chloride channel activity
Source: RefSeq, a predicted model, not a curated record